CCAGCUUAGGACAGUCUCUUCAACCAUGGCUAAGAAGAAUAAGAAGGACAAAGAGGCCAAGAAGGCAAGGGCCGAGCAGAAGAAUAAAAAGGCUCAGGCGAAGGCCGACAGUAAGGAUAAGAAGAGAGCGAAGAAGAUGGGCGAUGGGGAUGACGAUGACUUGGACAUCGAGACGGUUUUAGCACAGUUCAAGCAACAGCAGGAGGACUUUGAGGCAGUGCACUCUGAAGUUGUGUCAAGACCUGGCAGAAGGAUCAACUCGUCGAUGUGUGCGAAUCCGACGCAUGGUAAGCGUGAACUGUUCAUCUUUGGUGGUGAGAACACAGUUGAUGGGGUGUCUGCGUUUUAUAACGACCUCUACGUCUACGCCUUGGAGUCUGAUCAGUGGAGGAAAAUAACCUCCAAGAACAGUCCAAUGCCUAGAAGCUCUGCUGCUGUUGCGGCUCAUCCGUCAGGUAUCGUAUUGAUCCACGGUGGUGAAUUCUCCAGUCCAAAGCAGAAUACUUUUUACCAUUAUUCUGAUACCUGGCUGCUGGAUUCCACCAAUAAGGAGUGGACCAAGAUCGAGCAGAAGAAUGGACCUUCGGCAAGAUCAGGCCAUAGGAUCACCGUGUGGAAGAACUAUUUCAUACUUUCAGGGGGAUUCAGGGACCUGGGAGGCUCAACAACAUAUUUGAACGACCUGUGGGCCUUCGACAUCACAACUUACAAGUGGAAACAGAUUGAAUUCCCUCCAAACCAUCCGGUCCCAGAUGCGAGAUCUGGUCACUCGUUAUUGCCUCAUGCGGAUGGUGCUGUCCUUUGGGGAGGAUAUUGUAAAGUGAAAGCCGGUAAAGGCCUUCAAAAGGGUAAGAUCUUGAGCGACUGUUGGCUAUUGAAGAUGAAAUCCGAUCUCUCUGCAGUGAGAUGGGAGAGAAGAAGAAAGCAAGGAUUCCAGCCCAGUGCAAGAGUUGGCUGCUCAAUGGUUCAUCAUAAGGGCCGUGGUGUACUCUUUGGAGGUGUUUUCGACUACGAAGAAACUGAAGAGAGCUUGGAUUCCCAAUUCUACAACGAUUUGUUCACUUACUCGGUGGAGAUGAACAGAUGGUACUCAUUACAACUGAGAUCCAGUAAAAAGAAACAAGCGAAGGUGAAGAAACAGAAUAGAGAUGAAGAUUUAGAAGAGAUUCUCAAUGCACUCUUGAAGAAGGCCAACUUGGAAGAUGAAGAAGGCGAUGAGGAUAACGAUGACAUUGAAAAGGAACUGAGAAAGAUUGAAGAAGAAGAAGAGAAUGAGGAAGAACGGGUGCAGUACGAGGUUAGAAACCAAUUGCCUCACCCAAGAUUUAACGCUUCCACUGCUGUUGUCGACGAUACGCUCUUCAUCUUUGGAGGUGUAUGGGAAUUUGGCGAGAAGGAUUACUCAAUUGACAGUUUGUACUCUGUGGACUUGGGGAAACUUGACGGUUUGAAGGUUUAUUGGGAAGACCUCAGAGAAGUUGAAAGGGCCAAGUCAGAAGGCGAGGAAGAUGACGACUACUUUGAAGAUGACGACGAAGAUGACGAAGAUGAUGAGGACGACGAAGAUGAUGACGAAGUUACUGAUAGAAAACUAAUUGCAGAGGAUGAAGAGGAUGAAGAGGAGGAUAUCGUUGAAGAUGAACCUGAAAUUCCGGACGAGAGACCUUGGUUACCUCAUCCAAAGGCAUUUGAGACUCUUCGUGCUUUCUACGUUAGAACCGGUGCUCAAUUCUUGGAGUGGGCCAUCUCAAACAACAGAGAUGCACGUGGUAAACACUUGAAGAAACACGCAUUCGAUUUAUGUCAAGACAGAUGGUGGGAGAGAAGAGAGCAGGUUCGUAUCGAAGAGGAUAAACUGGAGGAAACUGGUGUUGGUGAGGUUAUAGAGAGAGAUACAACCAAAACUACCAAGAGAAGAUGA
Molecule: messenger RNA, 1921 nt
Organism: Williopsis jadinii
Lineage: Eukaryota; Fungi; Ascomycota; Saccharomycetes; Phaffomycetales; Wickerhamomycetaceae
Gene: KEL3
Product: Kel3p
Exons: 1
Coding region: 26-1921 (631 amino acids)
Molecular function (GO): protein binding
Source: RefSeq, a predicted model, not a curated record